Molecule: messenger RNA, 2873 nt
Organism: Melanaphis sacchari
Lineage: Eukaryota; Metazoa; Arthropoda; Insecta; Hemiptera; Aphididae
Product: serine-rich adhesin for platelets-like
Exons: 10
Coding region: 313-2463 (716 amino acids)
Source: RefSeq, a predicted model, not a curated record
UGUCUCGCGCUAGUGUGUUAGUGUGAUUGUUUUAUUUCUUUCAUAUUUUUGUAAUUUGUUUUAAAAUUUAAUAAUUAUUAUUGCAAAUUUUUUAGUGUCUAUUUUAAAUUAUUUUCUGUUAAGUUUAUAGUGAAGUUGUUUAGAUCUGUGUUAAAGUUAAUUGAAAAUUCCUCAGCUGUGUAUCUCUAACAUGAAUAUUCACAUCAUUUAAUGAUUAUAAUGAAUCAUUUUUGGUUCAGCAAAUACGUUUCAAAAACUUAAGCUAAAUGCAACGGAAAAAAAUAAAACAAACUGUAUGAUAAUUUACACACUAUGUCUUGUGUGCGGGAAUCAUCACCACAGUCAGAACAUGUGGUCAGUCAGAGAUCAGAACCAAAAGUACGUCGGUUUAAUCCACUCAGAAGGCUUCGUCAAAUAUUCAAACGUAAAGCUCAUAGCCCUGAGCCCAACGAAGUUAAAUCAUGUGACAAUAUUGUAGAACCACCUAGUUUGGAUACGUCUAGAAGUCGUUCGACUAGUCAGCUGAUUGACGAGCCAUUUACUAGGAGGCGAAGCUUACACUCCACUAUACUAAGUGUUAGCCAUGACAGUGUAUUUAAUCCUGAACAACAUUCUGGUCAAUCUGACUCUGAAUCUGCUGUAUCCGUACCACGGUUAGGUUUUCCUCAAGCCAAUAUACAGGCUGAAUUACUAGAAGCGGUAAGAAGGCGAAGAAAAAUUCAAGAUGACGAUGAUAGUUUUGACAAUGAAGAUUUAGGACUCCCACGAAGUCCAUCAAUGCAUUCUCCUACUAUUGCCACUGGCAAUGAUCUCCGAUUGAGCAAAGAGCUGAUAACUAAAUCUUCACAUAGUACAUGCAGUGAUGGAUCACUCCUUAGUAUGGGAAGUUCCGAAAUGGAUGAAGAUUCUUUCGGAGCUCACAAUUCUCGACAUUCGUCAAAAAUAUCGUUACAUGACAAGCGCACAUCUCAAACUCACCUGGAUAAUUCAGACGGUGACAAUUCGACAAGUGUUCCUCUUAGUCACGAUGUAGCUAAACACCGAAUGGCUAUUAGGCCCAAAAGAAAGCACGGUAACCCUCGCAGCAAAAAACCGCUGACUGUGACAAAUGCUCUUCCCGCGACGCCCGAAGUGAACGAAGAGCACUCAGCCCGAUCAACUUCGCCCGAAACCAAGCCUCAGACUGCAGACACAGCAGAUGGCACCACCACCAUCAGCACCGUCACUUCGAACACUAAAUCCACUACUACUACCACCACCACCACCACCACCACCACCACCACCACCACCUCUACUACCUCUACAACUACAAACGACACGGUCGUCACAACCGAGGUGCCCGUCAUUGUCACCGACACAGCUCGUAUCGUCACCGACUCGACGGUCGAGUCUUGUGACUUAGACACGUCCGUAGACGAGAUUUCCGUGGAGAACGUUCCGCGGCGCGAAGAAGGUUUUUUCCACCGCUUGCUGUCGCGCCGAAGCACCAAGAAAAAAGCUGCGGCAGCCGCCAAAUCCGCGUCCACCGAAGACGUAGAUGUGGACCGUUUCCUGUUCGACGAGACGAUGGGCGCGAAGCCGCGGCAACGCGAAGAACCGCCGCCGGCCGGACGCAUGCAACUAUCGUAUCCACCCGACAUGCCGCCUGACCACGGCCAUCAGCACCAUCACCACGUGCCGGUGCCAUCAGCGGUAGCUCGUGUCGAGGAAGUGUUCGAACCGGACACGUUUGCGCCGAUCAAACAGUCGUUCAGUCUCGGACAGCAGCAUUCGCACCAGAUGGCCACCACGGACGACGAAGCCACGUCCAGUGGCGACGGGUCGUCCGUCCAGAAAUCGUCGUCUUCGGACAGCGUGUCCAGCGCCGCCCUGGACGAGUCCGUCGACUCGGCGGCCGCGGUGUCGAUGACCACGACGGACGUGCGGCACCGGAGUUACAGUUCCAGUGACUCGGAACACCAACUCGGCGGCACCGACGCCGGUCACCAACACCUGCGCCCGGUGCCCGCACCGCGCCCAUCCAAACUGUACAACGGCGGGGGCGGUACCGCGGCCGACGUUGUGGUGCGGCGGAAGAAGCGCGACGACCAACAGCAACCCGAACUGCUCAAAGUGUUCGCCAGGCGGUCGCUGAAGUUGGGCAAAGACGGCGAACCGGAAUUCCUGUUGCUGGCGGCCGAGGUCGACCGCGGCGAUGACGGUGGUGACGGCAGCGACAAUAAGGCGGUGUCCUCGUCGAACGGCGAGUGGCCGGUGGAACAGCAGGUGUCGGUGGCGUCCGAUGACCGCGUGGUCGUGGUCGUGGUGGACAACGAUAACCGCCGCGCGGAGCACGUGCAGGUGGUGGACGUCAACGAAAACCAGACGGUCGCUGCGGCGUCGGCGGCAGUCGAAGUCGUGCCCAGGUUCAAGCGCAUUCAACAGCGCCGCGAAGAGUGGGAAAAGCGGCUGUUGCAGCAAUAGCGGAACUGAACGGAAAAACUAACUUGCGAGUCCUCUUCUUCCCCCCCCCCUCCUCCCCUCCACAUUUUUUCUCAUCCUUUCCAUUUCCGCCAUUUCCGUCUGUUAUCAUGAUGUAUUUCACGACCCCCGACUGAUUGGGUGGUUUACUGUUUCCGAGCAAUACGAUGAGUAUAAUCGCUUUUUCAUCAUUAUUAUUAUUAUUAUUAUUAUUAUUCCUUUUUUAUAUAGAACGGUGCUAGAUGAUGGUUGUUAACUUUUUACCCGAGUAGCCUUACGCGAGAGACUUUAAAAUUAAUGAUAGGUUGUGACUUUCGUUAUUUUCGUUACAAUAAACACGUACCUUGUUCGAAUACAAUAUAUAUUUUGAUAAAAAAAAAAACUUGAUAAUAAUAAUUUAACAGAUAUUACCA